AUGAUCUUCCUCUUUUUCUCCCAUGCCACCCUCACUCUCAGCAUGGCGGCUGACUCCUCCGUUUCCAUUCCCGAGGACAACGGCUUUAAUUCCGCGAUCGAGCUCCCCCAGUCCUUCGAUGCCGUCGAUGCCUCCGAAUUCGUUCACAACACCCCGAGCGUCGACCUUAACACCACCCAAGAACGCGAUCUCGAGAACUCGAAGAACGACGGCCCUGACAAUGACGAUUCCGAGGAUGUCGGCUUCACACCCACCCUCUCUCGCCGUGCCGUACCCCCGUUGCUCGUUUGCGAAACCAGCGAAGGCUCUCCCUGGGUGAAAGAUAUCCGCGAUGUCGCCGAUUGGAUGAUGAACCCAAAAUUGCAGGGAGAAUGGGACUGCAAGCAAAGGAACCCGGUCAAGUCCAGGUGCAACAGAGUCCAGUGGUCUGGCACUGCGGAGGCUGCUCUCUGUGGCCGCCAUGGAUUAAUAGUGAGCUGCAGAAUCUUGGCCAUGGGCAUCAGGGCUGUUGUCGAGCAUUGUACUCGCGAUGGAAGGGCCGGGGGGAGACUCAUAUACGAUACCAUCGGCGCUUCCCUCAUCGUGUAUAACACAUCGAAGCUCUAG
This is a messenger RNA of Morchella importuna, 606 nucleotides long. RefSeq lists its product as uncharacterized. NCBI's taxonomy places the organism in Eukaryota, Fungi, Ascomycota, Pezizomycetes, Pezizales, Morchellaceae. Bases 1 to 606 code for a protein of 201 amino acids. The record is from RefSeq and is a predicted model, not a curated record. The transcript has a single exon.